Molecule: messenger RNA, 1403 nt
Organism: Malus domestica (apple)
Lineage: Eukaryota; Viridiplantae; Streptophyta; Magnoliopsida; Rosales; Rosaceae
Product: probable uridine nucleosidase 2
Biological process (GO): purine nucleoside catabolic process
Cellular component (GO): cytosol
Molecular function (GO): purine nucleosidase activity
Source: RefSeq, a predicted model, not a curated record
CAGCUGAUCAAUAUAACGCGUAAAAUAAAAGCGGCAGUGAGAUCAGCUUUCACGCCACUGCAGAGCGCAGAGCACGAACAAACGUGCAAUUCGAAUUGAAUCAUCCCAAUUCCCAACCAUUUUAAUUGGUUCUCGUACGAUCAAUCCAAUCCAAUCCAGAAAGUGGUUUCCUUCGACUGUUGGAUUGAUCCAGACUUUCAGUUUCAGCAUCAGCAUGGCAGACGGGGCAGAGAGGGAAGCCAAGAAGAUCAUCAUUGACACCGACCCUGGUAUCGACGAUGCCAUGGCCAUAUUUGUGGCGUUACAGUCCCCGGAAGUGCAAGUGAUUGGAAUUACUACUAUUUAUGGCAAUGUUUAUACCACUCUCGCCACGAGAAAUGCCUUGCAUUUGUUGGAGGUUGCAGGGAGAACCGAUAUUCCGGUGGCUGAAGGAUCUCACGUCACAAUAACUAAAGGUACAAAACUUCGCAUUGCUGAUUUUGUUCAUGGUGUGGAUGGACUUGGCAACCAAAAUUUUCCCCCACCAAAAGGAAAGCCAAUUGAACAGUCGGCAGCAGCUUUUCUGGUUGAACAAGCAAGCCUUUACCCUGGAAAGGUCACUGUGGUAGCAUUGGGCCCUCUUACAAAUAUUGCACUGGCUACUCAACUAGACCCUGCAUUUGCAAAGAACAUAGGGCAGAUUAUUCUUCUUGGCGGUGCUUUUGCAGUCAAUGGGAAUGUAAAUCCAGCAGCAGAGGCCAAUAUCUUUGGGGAUCCAGAUGCUGCAGAUACGGUAUUUACAUGUGGAGCAGAUAUUUUGGCUAUGGGGAUUAAUGUGACCCAUCAAGUUGUCUUGACAGAUGCUGAUCGAGAAACGCUGGCAAUGUCAAAUGGAAAGUUUGCUCAAUACUUGUGCAAAAUUUUAGAUGUGUACUUCUCCUACCAUCACGAUGCGUAUAGCACAAAAGGAGUUUAUCUUCAUGAUCCUGCAGUACUUGUUGCAGCCGUUAAUCCUUCACUUUUCACUUACAUGGAGGGUGUUGUUAGAGUCCAGACAAAUGGCACAAGAGGACUCACAAUUUUGUACAACAAACAGAAAAGGUUUGGUGAGGUGACGGAGUGGUGUGAUAAACCCACAGUGAAGGUAGCAGUGACGGUUGAUGCCCCCACAGUUGUGAAAUUGGUUAUGGAACGGCUCAUUGAGUCUUGAAGUGCUCUGCUUAAGCUGCACAUGCCGCGGGUUUGAGCCUCAAGGACUUGGCUCCAGACUCCAGCUGGUUCGUGUUCGUCACUGCUGUUAGGUUGUGUUGUGCUUGCUUGUUGUUUAAGGCAUCCUGUUUGUAUACUUCUGCAGCACUAUCAUGUACAAUUAAUCAUGUGCUUCGUACAAUUGUGAGAAUAAAAUGGUUUCUAGUCUGUUUCUU